Molecule: messenger RNA, 723 nt
Organism: Pisolithus orientalis
Lineage: Eukaryota; Fungi; Basidiomycota; Agaricomycetes; Boletales; Pisolithaceae
Exons: 6
Coding region: 1-723 (240 amino acids)
Source: RefSeq, a predicted model, not a curated record
AUGCCCAGGGGGUGCCUCCAAGUGAAAAGAGAGGCUGGAAGAGAGCUAAGACCACCAGAGCCAAGGUCUGGAGCAAGUCUGAAGGACAAGUACCAUCCUGAGGCUGAGGUGACUAGUGCAGGACCAGGACAAGGGAUAGGAGACCCAGGAUGGGUCUGUGAGGGGCAGGAGGGGCUGAGGGGAGCCAGGACCAGUCCAAGACCUAGUAACAGGUCUAGACAAGUCUGGGUGAGGUGGCCAACCAAGACCAAGGCCAGAACAGCCAGCAACAAAAGGCUGGACAGGCUGGUAACAGACAGUCCAGGGACUGGAAAGGGGGUCCAGGGCUCCAAGGCUGGUGUAGCAAAGGCUGAGGGUGCAGACUGGACCAAAAAACCACUGAAGCUGAGUGCCAAUGGAGAACAGGGAAGAGGUCUGAAGACUGAUAUCAGGGAGUCAGGAGGACAAGACAGAGGUGACCAGCCAGGGGUCAGAGGUGGCUUGAGGGAGCCAACAGAAGUGAGUCUGGUUGUUGAGGCUGGCUCAGGGUCAAGUCCAGAGGGUAAUUCCGACUUGGAAGUGGGCUCAGGCAUGAACUGGGUGUCAGGGGUAAUGCAACCUGGGGGUGUGCAGAGUGCUGAGGGUCACCAGUUACCUCUCUGCUUCAGCAGAGACCUCUGGGUUGAGCUCUGGAGUAAGAUGAGAGGUAGCCCAAUGGGUGCCAAUGGGCAAGGUCAUGGGUAG